Esox lucius (northern pike) is the source of this 3872-nucleotide messenger RNA. RefSeq names its product KN motif and ankyrin repeat domain-containing protein 4. Gene Ontology annotation, molecular function: protein binding. The transcript has 10 exons. Gene Ontology annotation, biological process: negative regulation of actin filament polymerization. The coding region runs from base 368 to 3046 and encodes 892 amino acids. Gene Ontology annotation, cellular component: cytoplasm; cytoskeleton. NCBI's taxonomy places the organism in Eukaryota, Metazoa, Chordata, Actinopteri, Esociformes, Esocidae. The record is from RefSeq and is a predicted model, not a curated record.
CAGUCUCUGACGGCACCUCCCUCCGGACAGGAGACACAUACACAGACAGACACACUGACAGACUGGCAGGCCUGAGCUGAGAAAGGCAGACAGCUAGACACCCACAGAGAUAGACAGAAAGACAGGCAGGGCUGACAGACAGAGGCUGAGCUGAGGGAGAAGUGACUGUAUGUCAGACUGCACUGGAUCCUGGGACCAACUCUCAUCAGGUUACCGCGGGAGACGUCGAGGCAGACAGGCUGUCACCUCAUCAUAUCAGCGGUGUAACCGACCAGCUGGCCAGAGGGCAGAAACAGGCCGACGCCCAGACUGGCAGUAAACAAACGAUGUGACAACAAACAACCCUUACAGCUGAAGCCUGCCGACGAUGGAGAAACAAAACGGAAAUGCUCCUAAAGCCCCAGAGAACGGAGUGACGGGGAAGCCUCCUCUGUACUCAGUGGAGACUCCAUACGGCUUCCGUCUGGACCUUGACUUCCUCAAGUACGUGGAUGAUAUUGAGAAGGGCCACACGAUGAAGAGGGUCCCGGGCCAGCGCCGCAGCAAGGUGCAACGUCCCAGCACCCUGCCCAGACACCUCAAUCUCUCCGGGCACGGCUACCGGCCAAGCCCCUGGGGAUCCACUGGAGCGCUGGUCCCCAGGUCCCAAACUGCCGACCCGCACCACGGCUACGGCUCCAGGGCUUAUGAUGGCAGGUCACCAACCUCUCCUGGGGGAUACAGGUCUGUGGCGGAGAUGGAGGCCAGUAUCCGGGCCUUUGACGAGCAGCCCCUGGGGGAGCAUAUCAGGCCGAGUCUCAUGCGGGCCACCAGCCUGCCACUCACUGUCCUGCUGAGGAAAGGCUAUGAGUCGACUGAAGACAUUUUGUGCCCCCCGGACAGCUCGUCUGACCGUCUGUCCAGCCAAGACGUCUCUGGGAACCUCCGCCGCCUCACUGAAGCGCUGGAGCGUGUGGCCCUGCUGGAGGAAGAGGUCCGGGUUAUCCCGGAACUCAAGGCACAAAUCUGCAUCCUGCAGGAGGAGAGGGAGAGGCUCCGCCUUGGGCUGGACCCCCGACCAGGGUUGAGGAACAGAGACCCCUCUUGUGUGCAUGACCACAGAAGUCCUGGGAACAAGAGAUGCCUCUUCUCCCGCGAAGAGGACGACCCGAACCAGGCGCACGAGUGGAGGACGAGCACAGACCUGGACGAGCUCCUCACAGUCACUUCCCUGCAGGCCAAAGUGGCCGUCCUGGAGCAGAAGCUUCAUCAAAGCAGCCUGGAGCUCCAGAAGGCCACAGCGCUCCUGAAGGAACAGAAGACAGAGGCCCAGAGGAUGAAGGACGUGGGGCGCCCGCUGACCAGGAACAGUGAAGGUUGGGUGAGAGCUGAGAGAGAAACGGAAAACUCCCCUAAGUGGGUCUCGGCAGGUCCAGGAGGUAUGUCCACUCCAGGAAAGUUGCAUUCGGGAGAAGGUUUUGCGACCAAUACAGUGACCAUCACUGCAAACAGGCUGGACUCCGGAACUCGGACGGAAGGCCUCGGAGUAAUUCAUAUUCCGGCUUUGACUAGCUCUUCCAAGAUGGCGGUCCGAGAGAACAAUCUCAGAGCUGGUCAAAAUAGUCCAGAAAGGGUGGCCCAUGACUUGGUCAAAGAACCAGGCCGAGAGGAACUCAUGGAGCACAUGUCUAAGGAGGAGACCUCCCUGGGGGUCGUGGACCAAGCUGUGGCAGCUUUCCACGUGAGGAGGAUCCAGGUUCUGCUGGAACAGCAGUGGGAGUGUCUCUGUGGGGAGAGAGCACCAGGAGAGGCCAGGGCCCCGGAGCAUCCAGACUCCAAGGUCAAUUCACUACAGGAGGAGAUUAGGAGUCUGGUGCAUGUUCUUUCUUCCUACUACAACCAAGGACCCAGUGACGGAGAAGCUUCUCGGGGAGUCCCACAAUCUAUUGUGAAGAGAAAUGGCGGGGUGCGGAUGUCUGGGAACCUCCACUUUGCUGGUGUGAAUGGCAGCUUUAAAACAACACAGGAUGAGGAUUCUGCCUGUAAGAACCACCCCCAAAACGUCUUAGCAUUACGGCAACAGGCAGGGGUUCACGCCCCCCCUGAGGUCAUGGGAGAGACGGGGCGUUUUGGCUCCAGUGACGGAGACACGACCAAUGGAGACCCAGGCCCAGGGGUUAUGAGAGGAGCUAGUUCAAGGGACUGGACUACAGAACGGGAGGGCAGGACACGUGGCAUUGAGAUGAACACAAGCGCGGCCAUAGAGGAACCCACGGAGGCGAAGCCACACCCAGAGACCAAUCAGGAGCCACAUAACAGAGAGCACGUAGAUGGGCAGUUCAUAGAAGCGUGUCAUUUCGUCAAAGAUCACAUGGACCACGUGGAGAAUCCCGGUGAGGAAAUGAGGCAGACUUUGGUGGUGCUGUUCCAGGUUUGGUUCCGGGUGGCGGCUGAGGAGGACUCCCGGGCCAAACAGGUAGCUAUGUACCUCAGAGAGGUGAGAAUGGCCACGCCCUCGCUCCUCCCCUUCCUGGUCAACAUGGCAGACGACAAUGGCAACACUGCGCUGCACUACAGUGUGUCCCACACCAACUACAUGAUUGUCAGUCUGCUCCUGGACACAGGCGUGUGUGAGGUGGACCUCCAGAACAAGGCAGGGUACACCGCGGUGAUGCUGGCCUCCCUGACGGCCCCCGGCGACUCUGGGGACAUGGAGGUGGUCCGCCGACUCAUGGAGCUUGGGGACGUUAACGCUCGAGCUAACCAGGGCGGUCAGUCAGCUCUGAUUUUGGCGGCGAGACACGGCCGGGCCCUGAUGGUGCGCUUGUUGCUGCGCUACGGGGCCGAACCCAACGCCCAGGACAACCAGGGGGCCACGGCUCUGAUGUGUGCCUGUGAGAGGGGUCACACACACAUCGUGCGCCUGCUUCUGGACAGGGCGGAGUGUGACACCAGCCUUAUGGACCGGCGUGGUCGCACGGCCCUCUCGGUGGCGCAGCACGGGUCUCACAGUGACAUCGCAGCCCUUCUCCAGGCACACCGCUCACAACGCGGGACGUCUGUCUGAGCCCAAGACAAAUGUUCUAGACUGUAGAGACCAGGGAACCCGACGUCUCUCCCUUGCUCGUCGGAGGUGGCCCGUGGCUCUUCUCUCCCUCUGCUGGGUUUAGGUUGUGUUGUCGGGGAUGUUCACUGUUCCCCACUGGGCUUGGAGUAAGCUCCCCACUUCCUGUUGCUGGAAAGGGCAAACCUUUUCUUAAAAGAGUCAUCUCUGGUAGUCUUAGUGUUAUUGUGACAGAUGAGGACCGGAGGAUGUUGCUGCCUGAUCCAUUAAUCAAUUAAUCAAAUUGAUUUAUAAAGCCCUUUUUACAUCAGCAGUUGUCACAAAGUGCUUUUACAAAACACCCAGCCUGAAACCCCAACGGUUUAAACUGUUUUCUGAUGCCUUUUUAUAUUGAUGCAAUUCUCUGUUUUCUACCUGGGUAAAUAGCAGUGGACUCGUCAGGCAAUCCAUAACAUGAACUGACCCACAUGCCAUUAAGGUUGAGCCCCCUGUGGACUGGAGCUUUGAAACCCUCAACGGAGAAAGAGCGUGCUCCAAGGAAAAUGCUGCUUUUAUUUUAAUAUAUGUUAUUCUGCCAGAACCUUGGUCUUUAUUAUGUGCAGCCGGAAAGACGGCAGUUGACUGAUAGAGGAAAAUACAUCUAGUUGGUAUUCACGUCUGAUCCACUUCCCAUGGGGCAUUUCAGCUGGAGGAGUGUUACAGUAAAUAUGGAGUCUAUUUACAUUUACGCUGCCCUGGAUUGAACCGUAUCCUGCUAUCGGCAAUAUGUUUAAUGUAAAUCUCAAUAGGUUUGAAGUAAAAUAUAGGUAUGCUAUAAAGGUGAAGUUGG